UAAGAACUUCCUUUUUGCUCUAUGUUUCUCCUCAAUAAUAUUUGGGAAGAGAAUGGUUUGACCUGAUCUCAUUUGUUGUCCUUUACAGAACAGAAGCCAGGUAGCCACUAUGAAUGAUCUGCAAGGUCAAAGAGACGAAGUGUUUACGGACAAGAAUGUAUCAUCAUGCGACUUACCAGAGAUCGUAGUCUGUAACUGCAAGGAGCUUACUCAUAACGUCGUCAAAGAUAUAUGUGUCGAUGAAGGUGUACCUAUGGUGAAGGAAAAGUUCGUACUCAACAAGGAAGAAACUGUAAAAGUAAAUAAGAAUGUUUCCGAAUCCAAGUCCUUAGAAGACAACAACCCUGAAGAAUGUGUUGAUGAUACUAAAGAUGUUAUUGAGUUGGUUGUGACUGAAGAUGAAGUUGGUUGCGAGAAGUCUCCAUCUGAAGAUGUAGUAGCUGAAUCAGAAACUGGGUCUACAGUGUCUUUAACCUUGGGAGAGAUAAUAUUAAUGGAAGGUUCCAAUAAACUUGACAAUAAUGUCAACACUUAUGAAACUGAAGACAACCUAGGCCGUGAGAUAUUAGAACAGAGGAAAUCAGGGGAGAAAAAAUCAGUAAGCUGGAGAUAUCUUCCUUCUGAAACGGUGGAAUCACCAGAAGAUCGACGACUAAACAAUGUAUUCAUCGGGGACUAUUAUGAUCAUCACCAUCUAUUCCCACGUAACUUCCCAAAUGAGUUUGGUGCAGAAAGUUUCUCUGGAUCAGAGUCAGGUUUAGGUUAUAUUACUUACUCUGCCCACAUUUCAAUCUCCCGAAGCUUCUCAGCUCGUUCUGAUGGAAGCACAGUCAGCGGACAAUCCUUCGCUUUCCCAGUAUUGCAACAGGAAUGGAACAGCACUCCUGCAAGAAUGGUGAGAGCUCAGAAGCGACAAUUGCAAAAAGAGAAAGGGUGGAAACAUUACUCUCGUCUCUGUUGUAGAUUCUGCAGAUCGUGAGUGAUUUUUUUCGAGUUUUUGAGUGUUUUUUUCCUCGUUUUCAUGUGUUGCUUUAAUGACAAGGCACAAAAUCCUAAGUGCGGCAAGCUUGUGUAUCAAAACAAACUAUUGAUUGUUAUUUCCUUCGCUUAAAUGGGCUUUUUCUAAGAACCGAGGCCCAUUUGUUUGCAACUUGUUAAGGAAACUGUAUACAAACUUGUCGUAUUAGUUGGUAAAGUCGGUAACAAGUUGCCACG
This is a messenger RNA of Eruca vesicaria subsp. sativa (arugula), 1215 nucleotides long. NCBI's taxonomy places the organism in Eukaryota, Viridiplantae, Streptophyta, Magnoliopsida, Brassicales, Brassicaceae. The record is from the annotation of a GenBank genome assembly.